Myzus persicae (green peach aphid) is the source of this 1196-nucleotide messenger RNA. RefSeq names its product leucine-rich repeat-containing protein 57-like. The transcript has a single exon. The coding region runs from base 207 to 923 and encodes 238 amino acids. The record is from RefSeq and is a predicted model, not a curated record. Gene Ontology annotation, molecular function: protein binding. Lineage: Eukaryota; Metazoa; Arthropoda; Insecta; Hemiptera; Aphididae.
AGUAUUAUCACUGACCACAGAAGUUUAGGAGUUUAAGACAAGGUUGAUUAGUAUUAAAUUUACACCUUGAUUAUGGAAUAAUAUUGAUUAAUAUUUAAUAUUAACUUUUAAGUACCUAGGAAUUAAGAUUAACUAAUAAGUAAAAAUUCUGUUUUAAUUCAUAUUUUAUAGUGAUUUUUGUUUAAAAUAAAUGAAAAUAAUCAAAGAUGGGAAACACAUCAAGCUUAAAGAACCAUGUUGAAACAUCCAGAAAAACGGGUGUGUUAAAUUUAUCGGAUAGUCAUCUGAAACAGUAUCCAGAUUCCAUUGACGUGCUUCAUCCUUUUUUAAGAAAUUUGGAAUUGUCUAAAAACAAGUUAAAAAUAUUACCAAAAUCUAUUGGUCAAUUCAAAGAACUAAAGAUACUUAAUGUCAGCAACAACUUGUUAGAAAAUCUACCUGAAGAAAUAAACUGCUUGUCAAAGAUUGAAACAUUACAGGUGAAUUGUAAUUUAUUAAAGUCAUUACCUCCAAUGAAUAAUUUGAUGUUUCUAAAACGUGCCUCGUUCGGAGACAAUCAGCUCAGUAUAUUCCCAGAAUUUUUGUGCGAAUUAAAACAUCUAGAAGCAUUGGAUUUAUCUAAGAAUAACAUCACUCAAUUACCUGAACUUAUUAAACAGUCCAGACUGGUUGAACUAAACCUCAAUCAAAAUCAAAUUAGAAAAUUGCCAUCUGGUUUAGCACAAUGCCCCAGGUUGAAGACUUUGCGUGUAGAAGAAAAUUGUCUUGAACUGGAUGAUAUUCCAAAAGAAUUAUUAACAUCAUCUAAAGUGUCGUUGUUAUGUGUUGAAGGGAAUUUAUUUGAUAUGAAAUCUUUAUUAGCUUUAGAAGAGUAUAGCACAUACAUGACAAGAUAUACAGAAGUCAAAAAAAAAAUGUUUUAAGCUAAUUUUCUAAUUUGUUAUUGAUUUUCUAUUUGUAUAUUAUUGAGUACCUAUAUACAUUACCUAAAUCAUUAUGCAAAGUAAUUUUACUAUUAAUUAUUCUAUAAUUAAUUUUUUACUUGCUUUUUGUUAUUUUAUCUUCACAGUCACAUAACAUUAAGCACAUCGUUCAUAAAGUAUCUUAUGGUAAUUUUUUUAAAAUUCAAAUCACUUCAACAGUUAUGCUGACAGAGCCACUGUUACUUUAAAGGCAGGUUGUGCAUAAUGUCUAAA